Messenger RNA from Macadamia integrifolia, 2570 nucleotides. Its product is annotated as subtilisin-like protease SBT1.2. Gene Ontology annotation, molecular function: serine-type endopeptidase activity. The record is from RefSeq and is a predicted model, not a curated record. NCBI's taxonomy places the organism in Eukaryota, Viridiplantae, Streptophyta, Magnoliopsida, Proteales, Proteaceae. The transcript has a single exon. Gene Ontology annotation, biological process: proteolysis. The coding region runs from base 30 to 2348 and encodes 772 amino acids.
CACAAAUUCUCCCUCUUGUCUCUGUUUCCAUGGAAUCCAAACUAGUCUUCUCCUUCACCUUCACCUUUUUCUUGUCUCUGUUUUCUCUUCACGCCUCCAACCUCCAAACCUACAUUGUCCAACUACACCCACAUGGAAUGACCAACUCUGCCUUCAACACAAAGCUCGAGUGGCAUCUCUCGUUUCUUGACCGAACCAUUGCAUCCGACGAUAGCCCAUCUUCUCGACUUCUUUACUCUUACCAUUCUGCUAUGGAAGGUUUCGCAGCUCGUCUCUCACAAAUUGAGCUGGAAACCUUGCGAAACAAGCAGAAUGUAAUAGCAGUUAGGCCUGACCAUUGCCUCCAAUUACACACCACUUACUCAUACAAGUUCUUAGGACUAAGCCUCACAAGGGAGGAUGCUUGGUUGCACCCUGGCUCUGGCCAUGGAACAAUAAUUGGAGUACUUGACACUGGAGUGUGGCCUGAAAGCCCGAGCUUCAGUGACGAACAAAUGCCUCAGGUGCCCAAGAAGUGGAGAGGGAUCUGCCAGGAAGGGCAAGACUUCAAUUCUUCCAAUUGUAACCGUAAGCUCAUUGGAGCACGGUUUUAUAGUAAAGGGCACCGUGCAUCUUCUUCAGCCAUUUCUAGAUUACCAGCUCCUGUGGAAUAUGUAUCCCCCCGUGAUGAGCAUGGUCAUGGAACCCAUACUUCAUCAACUGCUGCAGGAGUUUCUGUACCCAAUGCAAGUGUACUAGGAAAUGGUGCUGGAGAGGCCAGGGGCAUGGCGCCUGGUGCCCAUGUUGCGAUGUACAAGGUAUGCUGGCUCAAUGGCUGUUACAGCUCUGACAUACUUGCUGCAAUGGAUGAUGCUAUUAGAGAUGGAGUUGAUAUCCUCUCCCUCUCUCUAGGCGGCUUCCCCAUACCACUCUAUGAUGACAGCAUCGCAAUAGGAAGUUACAGAGCUACGGAGAGGGGUGUUAUGGUUAUCUGCGCAGCAGGAAACAAUGGUCCAAUCCCAAACUCAGUUGCCAAUGAAGCUCCUUGGAUCACUGCUGUUGGUGCCAGCACACUUGACAGGAGAUUCCCAGCAGGAGUUCGCAUGGGGAAUGGCCACAUCCUCUACGGUGAAUCAAUGUACCCCGGAAUCCAGUUGCCAAAUGCUGGGAAAGAACUUGAGCUUGUGUACCUUACUGAUGGGGGCAAGGGAAGUGAACUCUGUUUAAGAGGCUCUCUUCCAAGAGCCAGAAUCCAGGGGAAAAUUGUGGUUUGCGACCGUGGUGUCAAUGGCAGGGCUGAAAAAGGCCAAGCUGUUAAGGAAUCAGGUGGUGCGGCAAUGAUACUGGCGAAUACCGCGAUCAACCAGGAGGAGGAUUCUGUUGAUGCUCAUGUCUUGCCUGCAACAUUGAUUGGGUAUGCAGAGUCUGUACGCUUAAAGAAUUACAUAAAUUUCACAAGAAGACCCACAGCUUGGAUUGAAUUUGGAGGAACAGUCAUUGGGAGAUCUAGAGCACCAGCAGUAGCAUUGUUUUCAUCAAGAGGGCCUAGUUUAACCAACCCCUCAAUCCUCAAGCCAGAUAUUAUAGCUCCUGGAGUGAACAUUGUUGCUGCCUGGCCACAAAAUUUGGGUCCCACCGGCCUUCCUGAAGAUUCUAGAAAAGUAAAUUUCACUGUCAUGUCAGGGACUUCCAUGGCCUGUCCCCAUAUAAGUGGAAUUGCUGCUCUAAUUCGCUCUCGCCACCCUGUGUGGAGCCCAGCUGCAGUUAAAUCUGCAAUUAUGACAACGGCGGAUGUCGCUGACCAUUAUGGUAAGCCAAUCAUGGAUGGUGAGAACCCUGCAGGGGUCUUUGCAAUUGGAGCUGGACAUGUAAACCCUGAAAGAGCAACCAACCCUGGGUUGGUUUAUGAUAUCGGGCCAAGUGAGUAUAUUAUUCAUCUCUGCACUCUUGGAUACUCAAGGUCACAGAUAUUCACAAUAACUCACAUGAAUGUGAGUUGCCAUGAAGUCAUAGCCAAGAACAGGGGUUUCAGCCUCAACUACCCUUCUAUUUCUGUGAUUUUCAAUCCAGGGAGGAUGGGCAAGAAGAUUAAGAGGCAACUAACAAAUGUUGGCCUCCCUAAUUCUACGUACUCGGUGGAGGUUGUGGCACCUGAAGGAGUUGUAGUAAAAGUCAGGCCACAACAUCUAACAUUCAAUAAUGUAAAUCAAAGUUUGGCAUACAGCAUCUGGUUUGUAUCCCGGAAGACAAUAGCAAAAACACAGAAGGUGACCUUUGCUGAAGGACAUUUGACAUGGGUGCACACUCAGAGUAGUCAUUACAGGGUAAGGAGCCCAAUUUCAGUGACUUGGACGGAUAUGAAGCAGUAGCACUGGAUGUUCAAGUAUUGUUUUCCUCAUCUCAAAGGUUUAUCUGUGUGAAUUGUCUGCUGCGGUAGAGGGUAUUAAACUAGAAAAUAUACAAAUGAAACUUCUUUAUCUUUGCAUGAAGAGCGGAAUGAUUAUUAUUUAGUCUUAUAAAAUGUAUUCCAGUUCAUUUUGAUUUAAUAUGCCAAUUUAAGAUUCAAGUAAACUUUCCUUCUUCUGCUGUAA